AUGGCGGGCCAGUUCCAGGCGUCGCGCUUCAAGGUGCGGCUGGAGAGCGAUGACGGCGAGCAGCGCGUGACGGUGGUCGUCGGCAUGGACGGCCUGAAGAUCAUGAACGAGGCCGGGUCGAUGACUAAGCGCUCCUUGGACCUCAAGCACAUCAGCAGGUGGUCCACCAUCGGGCGUGACAGCCUGGUGGUGUACACCCAGACCCCCGUUGACCUGGAGGAGCGCCAGCUGUGCCUCACGGGGGACCCCACCACGAUACAGAGCCUGCUGGACACGCUCACCUGCAACUGCAUGCAGUGA
Monoraphidium neglectum is the source of this 300-nucleotide messenger RNA. RefSeq lists its product as hypothetical. Lineage: Eukaryota; Viridiplantae; Chlorophyta; Chlorophyceae; Sphaeropleales; Selenastraceae. The transcript has 2 exons. Bases 1 to 300 code for a protein of 99 amino acids. The record is from RefSeq and is a predicted model, not a curated record.